Molecule: messenger RNA, 513 nt
Organism: Stegastes partitus (bicolor damselfish)
Lineage: Eukaryota; Metazoa; Chordata; Actinopteri; Pomacentridae
Gene: cabp5b
Product: calcium binding protein 5b
Exons: 6
Coding region: 1-513 (170 amino acids)
Cellular component (GO): cytoplasm
Molecular function (GO): calcium ion binding; calcium channel regulator activity
Source: RefSeq, a predicted model, not a curated record
AUGAGUGUUAAACAAGCCUGCAUCUUUCUCCGGGGAGGAACAAGGAGACAAUCAAGAACUCUCACACACGACGAGAUAGAAGAGUUACGUGAAGCUUUCGUGGAGUUUGACAAGGACAAGGACGGUUUGAUAAGCUGUAAAGACUUGGGGAACCUGAUGAGGACCAUGGGUUACAUGCCGACGGAAAUGGAGCUGAUAGAACUGGGCCAGAACAUCAACAUGAACUCGGGAGGACGGGUGGAUUUUGAAGACUUUGUGGAACUAAUGACCCCCAAGCUGCUGGAUGAAACUGCAGGGAUGAUUGGCUUGAAGGAACUCAAAGAUGCUUUCAGGGAGUUUGAUAUCGAUGGCGACGGCGCCAUCACAUCUGACGAGCUGAGACACGCCAUGGUGAAGCUGUUGGGGGAACACGCCAGCAAGACGGAAAUUGAGGCAAUUGUCAAGGAAGCUGACAACAAUGGAGACGGAACGGUCGACUUUGAGGAGUUUGUGAAAAUGAUGUCACGGAAAUAA